AUGGCGCUCCUUCAUACGGGCCGGGAUCCCAACGCGACACACGCAGCAGACGAUGGCGUUGUGACUCGCCUCGUACUCGAAGAGGGCGCGAGACUGCGGUUGUCCGGUGGCCAUCGUCGUCCGAUCGACCAGGCUCGUACCGCCUACCUACGAUCAUGGUGGAAUCGGAACCGGGUCAGUGACUCAGGGGGAAUCAACGGCGCGUGGUUCGGCGCGUGGUUGAGCACGUGGCUGAUCGUUCGUACGUGCAGGGGCCCCCAGAUUAGAACCCCGGUUGGAUGGGCGGGGGGUGGGGGAAGCGGGGACGAAUUCUCCCUGAGCUGGAGCUUGGCUGAGCCACGCGCGAAGCCGAUACAUCGUAUACUCGACGAUCCCGUUCUGUAUAGAUCGAUCGAUGGCCCACCGGCUAAUGGCCGACCACUGCCGCGACGCGCCCCACCAGGGAACCGGUCGGGGCCAAUGGCCGACCGAUUCCGGCAGAACCCCGAGGCCCAGCCCCCUCGCACCAACGUUUUCUGUUGCGGGAUCCUGACCGCUGCGCCGGGCCUUCGCCUCGAGCGAGAGAGGUAUGCAAGACACAAACACCACGGCUAA
This is a messenger RNA of Penicillium lagena, 594 nucleotides long. RefSeq lists its product as uncharacterized. The record is from RefSeq and is a predicted model, not a curated record. NCBI's taxonomy places the organism in Eukaryota, Fungi, Ascomycota, Eurotiomycetes, Eurotiales, Aspergillaceae. The coding region runs from base 1 to 594 and encodes 197 amino acids. The transcript has a single exon.